Messenger RNA from Seminavis robusta, 1461 nucleotides. Lineage: Eukaryota; Bacillariophyta; Bacillariophyceae; Naviculales; Naviculaceae. The record is from the annotation of a GenBank genome assembly.
AUGCCUCCAAGUGCUACACGGACGCAGUUCACAAUCGAAGACAUAGACGAAUACCCUCCAUCCCCGCUGGAAGAUUUACCAACAGAGCUUCCACUCACCCAACUCGAAAAUGAAGAACACAACGAUAACGCCAGUACCGACAGUGACGAUAAUUGCAUUCAGGAAGAGGCUGUUCUUAACUGCUUCUUCCAUGUUAUGGAUGCCUUUGCCAAACGCAAGAGUUACGUGGGAAAAAUGAAGAAUAAGUCAUUUGCUGCUCCGAAGGGAACGGCAUAUCGUCAUGUUGCCAACAUCGCAUCCACGAAAACCAUCGAACAACGUCGGGUUGUGACACAACUGUACCUACAAGACUGGAGGGAGAACCGUGAUGAAAAGGCAGCUGCUGACCAUCUCGAAAAGGAGUACUGCACUUAUCCGAGAUACAAUUGGAACUAUGCAUGCACCGGUGAGGUAGGGGUAUACCCCACUAACUGCCCGAACGAAAGCUUCAAUCGCCAUGGAAUAAAGAGUGUUGCCACAGACUGCACGAAGAAUGCUUCUCUUGCCGCUUUCUUGGUGCACACAGCUCCAAGACUACUCGAAGAGGAUGCAAACAGCCGCAGUGACCCAUGCACUAUAGAGAUCCCAAGAACUGCUUCUGUUUUUGCUGUUGGUGUCACCGGUUUCGUUCAAGAAGGGCACGACAUUGUGGAACUUGGGAAGAAUGAAUACGGAAAGCCAUCCAGUUGGCUUGCUAAUAUCUCGUACAAAAUCGGCGUUCCUAUCGACCAAGCACGCAUUCGCAGAGUACGUGCAUCAAUGGAGGGCGACAAAGAAUUCUUCGAACAACUUUGUAAGAGCCAGGGAUUCGUUCCCACAGCAGACAUGCUAGCUGACAUGAUGAUGCGUGCCACCACUACAGUUUGCCAUCUUGAAUGGAAGCAAGGAAAUAUUGUGGGAGAUUGCCAAGAUUGUGUCAAGCACUUGGGAUACAGUUGCCCAGGAGCGAUAUUUCUUCGAAGCAAACACAAUCUCUUGACUUGUAGCCUCGAGAUUCUCAGAAAGACGGAUGCUAAUGCAAGGGGAGAUGCUGCAAAGGCUUUCUCCAGAGGAAAUUCGAAGAGACUUUAUCAGAGUGGUCUUUCUCGAAACACCAAGAGACGUUGCCGAUCGAAGAUGCUACACUCGUUCGAUGGGUAUUUGGCAACUCUCAACCACCAGCAACUAACCCGACUUGUUCUCUACCUGGGGUUAUUUAAGUUGGACAACAAGUGCCCCGAUCCCUUACAUGGAAAGACGUCGCAAGGACUACUCGACAUGCUACAAUCCUUUUAUGACAAUCCUAUGGGGUAUCGUGCCAUGCUACUGAGUCGACCAAAGGAUUCGACACGUUACACAGUGGUCAAGGAACUGGCUGGAAAUCUUAAACAAGCAACUACAGCGUUCCCAGGCAAGGAAAAUUCGAAGAAGAAGAACGUGUAG